AGUAGCCUUAUUCCAACGACCAAACCCUCCAAUGUAUCAAAAUCACAGAGGAGGCGGAGUUGACCAAUGAAGGGUAUAAAUGGAAUGUGUCUUCCGAAAUUCUUUCUCUUUGUGCUUCUCUUUUUUUAACCAUGAAUUCAGUAAUUCUCCACUUCAGUGCACAUUCAGCAACGGUCAGCAUUAGACUGUUGGACCUAACGGUGGACAACGUGGCCAGGAUAUUCCAGCUUGUCCCUGACACUAUUUAUUUAAAAGACCGGGAGAAUGGAACUUUAGUCCUCCCAUAUAAUGGGAUUUUUACCAACACGGUGGGAGCGGAGUAUGAUGUGGAGGGAAGGCCCUCCACCGAAGCGGGGCCACAGUUCCGCUUCCCCCCUGGCCGUCUCCCUGCUGCUGGCCCUGCACCGGGACCAAGACCCCCACGCCCCUCCCCAUCACCGGCCACCUACACGAGGAAUGUUGUGGUGGCCACAUUAGUGGACGGGGCGUGGGAGGAGGCGAGCCUCACUGUCCGCUUCAGUGCGGACCAGGCGACGGUGCAGGGCAUCCAGGACCUGGUCAGGGCGGCGCUGGAUGCAAGGAGCGUCGUCCUGGCCGACGGCCAGGGGAGAAGGCUUAUCCCCUCCGCCGGCACUGAAGGGUUGGAGUAUUGGCGGAGGGGCUCAAGGAAGGUGGUGGCCUACAGGGGGGAGGACUUCCCUAACAAACGUUCCGGACGCCGGUCAACCACCGAGAUGGUUCGUGCUGAGGUGGCAAGGGUACAGCAGGAAAGGUAGCUCACCAGGGCGCAAGUUACGGCACUAAAGGGCACAUUCAUGUGUGUUAUUUGUAGAGGUGAGAUGGACGUGCCCGUUUUGGGCCUGUGCUGCCGCUCCCUGGUGGGGUGCCGGGCCUGCGCGGCACAGUGGCAGCACAGGCAGGGGGGGGCAACUGCCCAAGAUGCAGAG
Messenger RNA from Alosa sapidissima (American shad), 947 nucleotides. RefSeq lists its product as uncharacterized. The record is from RefSeq and is a predicted model, not a curated record. The coding region runs from base 132 to 776 and encodes 214 amino acids. The transcript is spliced from 6 exons. Lineage: Eukaryota; Metazoa; Chordata; Actinopteri; Clupeiformes; Clupeidae.